This is a messenger RNA of Dryobates pubescens (Downy woodpecker), 1683 nucleotides long. RefSeq names its product IKAROS family zinc finger 5 (gene IKZF5). The transcript is spliced from 3 exons. NCBI's taxonomy places the organism in Eukaryota, Metazoa, Chordata, Aves, Piciformes, Picidae. The coding region runs from base 26 to 1285 and encodes 419 amino acids. The record is from RefSeq and is a predicted model, not a curated record. Gene Ontology annotation, molecular function: RNA polymerase II cis-regulatory region sequence-specific DNA binding; DNA-binding transcription factor activity. Gene Ontology annotation, biological process: regulation of transcription by RNA polymerase II.
GAGGCUGCAGACAUAAGGAGUGAACAUGGGUGAGAAGAAGCCAGAGCCUCUGGACUUUGUGAAGGAUUUUCAGGAGUAUCUCACGCAGCAGACCCACCAUGUGAAUAUGAUUUCUGGCUCAGUGAGUGGAGACAAGGAGGCAGAGCCUCUUCAGGGAGCUGGGACUGAAGGUGAUCAGAAUGGUCUGGAUCACCCUUCUGUUGAAGUUUCACUGGAUGAAAACUCAGGAAUGUUAGUGGAUGGGUUUGAAAGGACCUUCGAUGGAAAGCUGAAGUGUCGAUACUGCAACUAUGCCAGCAAAGGAACAGCACGGCUGAUAGAGCAUAUCAGGAUCCAUACAGGUGAGAAGCCACACAGAUGCCACUUGUGUCCCUUUGCAUCAGCUUAUGAGCGUCACCUGGAGGCCCACAUGCGCUCGCACACGGGCGAGAAGCCCUACAAGUGCGAGCUGUGCUCCUUCCGCUGCAGCGACCGGAGCAACCUGUCUCACCACCGCCGCCGCAAGCACAAGAUGGUGCCCGCCAAGGGGGCCAGGUCUUCCCUCAGCAGCAAGAAGAUGUGGGGCGUGCUGCAGAAGAAGACCAGCAAUCUGGGGUACAGCAGAAGAGCGUUAAUCAACCUGAGCCCGCCCUCCAUGGUGGUUCAGAAGCCAGACUACCUGAACGACUUCACUCACGAAAUCCCCAACAUCCAGCCGGAGGCCUACGAAGGCAUGGCCAAGCCGGCCCAGAGCAGCGGCUUGCCGAGAGACCCGCAGGACCUUAUGGUGGAUAAUCCUCUGAACCAGCUCUCUACCUUAGCUGGACAGUUAUCUAGCUUGCCCCCUGAAACCCAAACCCCAGCCUCUCCCGACGUCGUUUCCUGUCAGGAUGAAAAGCCUUUCAUGAUCCAGCAGCCCGCCGCGCCCACGGUGGUUUCAGCUGUGUCAGCGAAUAUCCCUCAGAGCUCCUCCCCAACCAGCCCGGACCCUCGGCCCGCACACAGCCAGAGGAACUACAGCCCCGUGGCAGGCCCCAGCAGCGAGCGCAGCGCCCACACCAGCACCCCCAGCAUAAGCAACAGCCAGCCCAGCACGCCGGCUCCCACCCUGCCGGUCCAGGACCCUCAGCUGCUGCAUCACUGCCAGCACUGUGACAUGUACUUUGCAGACAAUAUCCUGUACACCAUUCACAUGGGCUGCCAUGGCUUCGAGAACCCCUUCCAGUGCAACAUCUGUGGCUGUAAGUGCAAAAACAAGUACGACUUUGCUUGCCAUUUUGCAAGAGGCCAACACAGUCAGCAUUGACUGAGCAGCUGCCCUGGGUUAGGUUUUUAAUGUAUUACAGUCUAUUUUUCAUACUUGGGGAAGGAAAGCUUGCACAUGCCCAGGAGGAGGUUUUCACAUCCAUCACUUCGACAUAGGAGGCGAAUUUAUGUUGUUGUAAAACUUGCCAGGGAAAUUUAAUCUUGAGGGGUGGUGGUUGUUUUAUGUGCAGCCUUGCAAAAGCCAGCCAGGAGCCUGGUCUGAGGGCUGGAAAGCAUUCACCUGCUCUGGCUGCCGCAUCGAAGCUGCUUGCACCUAAUCCCAGCACACAUUCUACAACCGCAGAAGCAGAGCUUGUGUCCUGAGACACAGGAUGCAACUUGCAGACUGUUUACUAGGGCAAGACAAAGUAUACUCACCAUCAAAUAGGAAAGGUUAAU